Porites lobata is the source of this 14251-nucleotide messenger RNA. The record is from the annotation of a GenBank genome assembly. Lineage: Eukaryota; Metazoa; Cnidaria; Anthozoa; Scleractinia; Poritidae.
GUUCGCUGGUAUAGAUGGCGGCAGCCGAAGGAUUACGGGAUCGAAAGCAAAAGAGGGAAUAUUUACGUUGACAUUUUCACCAAGGAACACAUUUGUACGAAGUGCAUUGCACUUCACGAGUUUUAUCGACUUCCUCUGAUUUAACAGAAGUUUUGUGGUGUCCGUCUAAGCAAGACAGAUUGGAUAAAAUGGCGAAACUUGUAGCGGUGUGUCGAGAUGAAGCUGACUUCGCAUUCGAGCGGAGACAAAUCCCUCUAAAUAUUGAAGACACGUUAACGGUAUUGUACAUUGUGCCAGUCGCCUUCUGACAAUUUGUUUUCCGUGAAUUUUGCCUGAAGUUUCUUGUCCUUUCUUGCUCAGAUGGUAAUGGAAAUUCCUGAAACUGUCAUUUCUACUCGCCAAGUAAACGAAGACGAACUUCAAGUAUUUAACAAGGUCAGUGAAUAACUUAGCUUAAAGCUUGAAUAUUUUGAAAAAUUUCAGGCUAAGUUCCUCUUUUGUCAAGUGUAUUUAAACCUGCUAGAAACGAAUCUUUAACUGGUGUAGCGACAUUUAGCAGAGUUGUCUUUUCCAAGGUUAAAUUUAAUAAAUGGUUACCAGUAGUUUUGAUAAAAAUCAAAUCAAAUGAAAUGUUCGUAAACCAGCAUGAGUUGAGUUUUUUUUACGAUAUACUGAUUUGGAAACCUAAGCGAAAAUACGACAUGAGAAGUUGCCAGUCGUGUUUACUCUGGAUCGAGUGAAUAGUUAGCUUGUAUAGUCGACCAUAUAAAUGUCAAGGCUAAUCGCGAGAUCAGAUAGUAUCUGUGUGAUGAGUCGAGUUCAAGCUGUACUGUCUGAGUCUCCAGGUGGAUAUGAGCACUCUCUGGCAAUUCAGUUGCCAGGAAGUAAACAUUCCGAUCUAAUUUCGUUUUGUUUUGCAGAGAUUUCAAUGUUUAAGUUCAGAUGAUCUCGCUGUUGCAACUAUGGUGCGAAAGAAAGAUGUCUUUUCCUUCCUGUCCCUCUCUGUUCCUUGCGUGGGAUGUCGUAGAAGGCAAGAAUUUUCUAUUUUUAUAUAAUAUUUCCUCAUCGUUUUGAAAUUAAUUAUUCACUAUUACAAGCAAAUCUCGGUAAGUAUCACUUUCGAUUUCUUUAAUUUGUCUUAAAUGGCUUCGCUAGGUUGCCAAUAUAAGUAAGCUUAAGUUUUUUGGAAAAUGUGUAACAACCUUUGUUGUUGGAUUUGUUAUGUAAUGUAGGAAUUUGAUAUUGCACUUUUAUUUCAAACACAACCCAGUGCCUUAUAUUAAAUAAGUUUGCAAAUAUCUUGUUGUUUCCAUUUAUUCUAUGAUUUUCAUGGGACUAAAUUGCAUAAUACCUGGCCCACUUAAUAUCUAACUUUAAAAAACUGCUCCUUCAGCUUGCAAAGAAAGUAGUGUCUGAUAGCCUGGGCCUAGUGGAUUUAGCUAUCAGGCUAGUAAAUUCUGUUCUUAACUUGCCGCAUGGGCAAGUGAAGUUUUUUGAGGAAUUCAAAUUACAGACGAACUGUGAAAUCCAUCUGCUCAUCAAAACGUUUUGACUUUCUUUGCACCCUGUCCUUUUGGGAGCACUAGUUAUAUACCUCAUUCUAUAAGCACAUUAGUAAGACAUUUAGUGGGCUGGGUAUUCUGAAAUCAUUCCUCACCUGGCCCCACUUGCUCAAAAGCUGGGUAGCAUUAUGCACCAGAUAAAUCACUUUCUACAGGGCUCGAAAUUAAAAAAAUCUUCAGGUCGCCUUGUGGCGACCAACCGGAGAAAUAUAGUCGCCAGAUGCAAAUUUUUAGUCACCAGUUUGUAAAAUGUAAAUGACGCAGCUCAUAGGUACAGGGCUUCUGAUAUUUCGAGCUGGAGCAGCGCCGCGAAAUUCACAAAAACACUCAAAAUACCGCGAAAUUCAGUAGAAAUCCUAUCAAAUACAUGUCUGUACAACAUAUUUGAAACUUAUCUCAGCUAUUGGGGGCUAUUUACUUGCCGUAAAUCUUGAUACUUCGUCAAUGAAACGUGCAAAUAACGUCCCGAAACUACCAGGCGUAGAUUAUGUUGCGAAAAUUGGGCACUAGCCAUGAUGUUAAAGGCUUUGCCAUUGGUUCAUUUCUGGAGCGUAUUGUUGUUGAAAGAGCAAAGGAUGACCCUAUUAUUAAAACGUUAAAAAUGCUGGUCUGAUCGGCCAAAACUGAUCGAUAUCUGACAAAAUGUUCCCUCAAAAAUAACCACAAAAUCGGCCGUUUUUACUGAUUGAUUUUCGGGGAAGUUUGCCCCAAACAUUCCCGCGAAAGUGCCGCAAAAUCGGCCGAUGUUUCCGCGAAUUUGCCCCUAAAAAUCCCGCGAAAUUUCCCUUUUUUCCACUACCUAUAAGAAGCCCAGCAUAGUAUGGCGCGAUCCAUCAGAUUUGAAAAUAUCUUGAAGUCAGUAUAAAUUUGGAGGUAAACUGUCUUUGUUUAUGUGAUUGAUUUGGCACAUUUUCCAUGAUGAAAGAAAAGCAAGAUAAGAUGAAAUGUUCGUUUUAAUUUUACUCUUCUAAAAUCUGGUCGCCACUUUGGCGACUAAACCAGAAUUUUUAGUCGCCAAGGAAAAAAUGUUAGUCGCAUUGGCGACCGUAUCAGUCGCAAUUUCGAGCCCUGUUCUAGUGGAUGAGUGUUAGGGAAACCAAUUAUGUUAUACACUGGAUAGAGAUUUAUCCAGUGAGCAAAUGGGUCCUGUAUUUUUACAUAUGCUAUCCCACUAAUUUAAAAUACUACACGAUCAGUGUAUUACUCUUUAUACCAAGUGGAAGGGAGUAGAAAACCUGAUCAAGUGUACAGUUGCGUGGAUGUUCAACUGUAUAUCUUUUUUAGGUUAAAGGCGUUUUGUCUUUUGUAAAUGCCUUGAAUUAAGUUAAAAGUAACAUCCUGUCUGGAUGAUUUUUGGUUCUCUAAACCACCUUUACUUAUCACGUUAUUCUGUUGUUUAUGCACAGUAUGGAGCGAUUAUACAACCAGUUAGUAAAAUCUGGGCAACCAGCCUUGGAGCCCUUAAGGAUUACAAACAGUGGAAGUAAGUUGUUCUGACGUGUGGCCUUUAUUUGAUGGAAAUUGGAAAUAUAAUGUAAUCUCACUGUUGUUAUUCUUGAACCAUCACUUAAUUGUGACAAUUUUGGGCAGACUGUGCAAUGCUUUGGUCUAGUCAUAGUUAUAAGAGCCUUAGAGGAGACUGAUUAUGAAAGCCAGCAAAACUGAAACUGUGCUGCAGCAUACAGCACUUUGCUGGGAAUCCCCUGACCUUGCACUGUGACUGAACCCUUAUAUUAGUCAGCUUAUCCAACAUGGUUGGUGUGCUCUAAUAGAUAUUGUGCAGGGUCAAGGCUAAAAAGUUUGAGAGGAACUUAUUAUCAUUGACAAAAAACAGUUUUUAGACCUUCGUAACCAUUGCAUAUCAUUAACUAUGGUAAAUUUCAGAAAGCAGGCACAAUUUUUGCCAUUUGUUUUGAAUUUUGUACUUGAAAGUGGAUCCAUUAAGAUAAUAAAUGCAAUGCUUAUUUUGUUACAAGUUAUGCCACUAACUUGUCAAGUUCAUUUUAUCAAUUUUAACAAACUGUAAGCAUCACUAAAAUUCUGCAUGUUAUAAAUUGAGCUAAUAAUCAAGUAUAUUCCAGUUAUCUAUUUGCCCAAGUUUUAGCUUUUAAGGUAAUAACUUUAUGUAAAAUUUAUGGUAAUCAGUUCGAUUUGAGCUUUUUUGUUAUCUUUCCCAUGCACGACAACCUCCAGUAAGCAACCUCUUUAUAGUGCACCAAGGGUGGUAGCUUAUGAGAGAGUUGACUGUACUGUGAGGUACCGGUAUUUGUACUCAUUUUUAGCAUUAUUUGUACUCUUGUGACUGAAGUGGAAUAGUAAAGUUCCUUAUCCAGCCGCAAAAGUGUUGAUUGUCUGAAAUACCUUGCAAAUGCUGUGUUUAAUAAUAAAAAUAGAGAAAAGCAAAGGAGUAACAUGAUGGAUUAAUUUCUUUUUUCUUUUUUGUAGUUUUGACAAUUGAGGGUCCUUUCCUUCAGGAUCCAAAACUUGUUUAUGCACUCUUUUACAUACAUGGGUAAGUAAAUCUGAAAAUAGUUCGUUUGCUUAUGAUGUUACUUAUUUAAUAAUGAAGCUAUACAACUAACUGCAUUGCUGUUCUUUCUAUUUUGUUCUUGGUUUAUUGUAUUUUAUUCUAAACCUAAUCAUCUUGUGUUCCUGGCAUAUAUAUAUAUAAGCAUUUAAAUAACCUCAUCACCUUUUAAUCAUUAAAACACAUUAAGUUUCCUAAUAUUUUACAUGGCUACUUACAGAUAUUAACUUGUGUCUAAUUUCUUUCACUAUUUUUCUCACUUGUAAUGUUCAGUAUACCUUGCAUUAUUUAACCUUCCACAAUGUUAUCAUAUUCCUCAGCUUUGGAGUAUUUUGGCCAAUGUUAUUUUGCAAACUGACGGGGUUGCCAUGAGGAUGCUAUGAUUGAAAGAAAGACUAUAAAUGAUGCCUGGAAUCUAGAUUUUGUAACCUAAUGGCUUAAUUUGUUUCUUUAAGUUCCAGACUAAAUGAGAUGGUUGAAUCCAUUCCUAAGUGCAGACGCAACAGGUAUGUAGCAUUUCAGAUUUAAUGAAAACAGCAACAACAACAAUAAUUACCAUUCUUGUUUUGUAAAGAGGCUAAAUCAGGGGCACCCAUUGAGAAUGUAGUUCAAAACCUCUUAAACAUAGCGUUUUUAAACAUAUUUUAGUAUUUAAACGGUUUUAGAUAUAGGCAUAUUUUUUUUCCCCUAAAAAUUUUUCAUCUCUUCAGAUUUCCUAGAUGAAAGUCUGAUGAUCCGAAAAUUAUAGGGAUCAAAACUUACCUUUUGUGAAAAUAUUAGCCAGAAAAAAGGCUCCCGAAAAUUCUAGGUGACCUUCGUAGGGUAAAAAUCCGUUAAAAAUGGGCAACUAUACCAUUUUUUGAAUGUUCGAAAAUCCUAGGAGAGGCAGGCAAGCAGGAAAUUUUACAACAAAUGUUCCGAAAAUUCUAGAUCUCAAAAUAAUCAUCUUCCGAACAGAUAUUUUCUGAAAAUUGACGUUGGGUGCCCCUGCUAAAUGUGCUCCAGCAGUGUCCAAGGAGCUAGAAAAAACAAUUAUUUUUUAUUCAACUGACUGAAAACCUUCUUUCACUUUAGUAUAAUUGUUUAACUGCAUGCCUCUAGGUAUCCUGUGCAGGGCUGUCAUUAAGAGCGGGGGGCUGUCGAUUUACCCCGGCUACUAAGAGUGUGGUCCCCGGCUACUUUUAUUGGAAAAUAGAAGAAAAAUAGAACCAAAAGAAAUCCGCAGCUGUUUGAUUCCCCGCCUACUAGCUGUAUUUACCCGGCAACUUGAAAUCUUAGUGACAACCCUGCUGUAACACUUAAAAGAGCAUAGCCUUUGAGAAGUUGAGUUUCUCUUUACAGUAAAAUAGUUCGGUAAGUAGAAGAAACCCCUUAAUUUUUAUUUUGCAGACGGUGUCCUCUUCAUUCAUUGGAAACACACAAGUCAAGGCCAUCAGGGUAAGGCAGUGGUCAAGACUGUAAUAAAUUAUUUCUAAUGCAUGUAGUGUGGUAGUGAAACUUGCAAGGAAAAUAAUCAUUAGGGCCAUUUAUACGAGGAAAAAUAAGACGCGUCUUAAAUAAGACGCGAACUUUCCGUAUAAACGGCACAUUUCGUCUAAAAUAAGACGCGACUUAGCUAAGUCGCGUCUUAUUUUAGAACAGCCCUUAACACUUGUUCUUAGAUAACACGGGUCUUAUCUAAGACGAGAAAAACUUCGUAUAAGUGACCUUCACGUCUUACAUAAGACGCGAACGCAUGGUACGCAUGCGUUAAUUUUUGGCAGGAAAAUUUUCGCACCUUGUUGGUUGCCAUUGCUACGGGCAACGUUCACAUGCAAACGAGUCAAGAACAGAAAUAAGACGCAAACCAUUAAGUUUAUAGGAGCUGUUCUCGUCUUAGAUAAGACAUGCUCGUAUAAAUGGUACAGUUUGCGUCUUACUUAAGAUGCGUCUUAUGUAAGAUGCGUCUUAUUUUUCCUCGUAUAUUAAUUGUUUUUAAAUACUUAUGAUGUCAUUUUAUUGAUUUCUUAAAUAGAAGCUGGAUAGAUGUUUGGGAUUUAUUGUCACAGGAAUGUCGAGAUGAGGUAUGGUUAAACUUUGCCAUAUUCUUUACGGCAACCUUUUCUUCUGUAAAUCUCUUCCACUUUUCCUUCUCAUAUAUUGUACCUGUUUUAUUUUUUCUAGGUUGUGUUAAUCGAUUCAGAUGCUCUUCUUGACACAUUGGAGAAUUAUCUGAGAAAGCAUAGGUUAGUAAAGAAAUUUAUAAGUCUGAUGUUAUAGAUCUAACAAGAAAUAAUUGAUUGUUAGAACUAUAACAUCAUUGCAGAAUAGCACCCAUUGAUGCACAACGUCAGUAAUUGCAGAUUUUCUGUUAAUCUAAUAAUGCUUUCCUAUGCAUUAUAUAGUAUUUUUAUAUUUCAAGACUCUUAUUGACUGAAUAAUAAUUUGAAAUGCUGGUAAUGGGCAUUUUCCUUCAUCCAACUGGCAUUAAAUUAUUGACAUUAUUUUUAUGACACUGUUGUCAUUGUUGUAAAAGUAGUGCAUUUAUUUCUCAUUGGUUUUUGUUGCUCUAGGUUUUGUACAGAAUGUAAAUCAAAAGUUCUAAGGGCCUACAGUAUUUUGGCUGGUGAUUUAGAUGGACCUAGUGAAAAAGGGUAAGACUGUUAGCUGACUUUUGUUCGAUUUGUAAGGUAUAUCCAGUUUUUCAUUUCUUAAAGGGACUAUGUCACGAAGAGAUUACCAUUUUAGGUCUUUUUUGUGCUGAAGUCAUUUUAGUGCCCUUAUCCAUACACAAUGCCCUUGUUGGAUUCUGAAGUAGAUAUCAAACAAAUUUCAUCAGGGAGCCAGAGCUGUCAUUAAGAGCCAGGGGCCACGGAUUUCCCCUGCUAGCUACUAUUAGUGUGGCCCUUGGCUACUUUGAUUGAAAAAUAGAAGAAAAUUGAAACCAAAAGAAACCCGUAGGUGUUUGAUUACCCACCUACUUGUUGGUUUUACCCGGCAACUUGAAAUCUUAGUGACAACCCUGAGGAGCAGUAGCGUAAUUUUUUUUUUUGGUGAUCUUUGCAGGUAUGGUAUUAAAACAUGAAGAACUCAGCACACCGUUUUUAAGUUUCAAUCCCCGUCCCAUCCUUGCCAACCUUUGCCACAGUUAAAAGGAAACAGUUUUAAUACUUAAAUAUAGUCUUAAAUAACAAAAGUGAUCACUAUUUGGUUUGUGGAAUUCAAUUAUUGGGGAAAAUGCAGUAGCUUUUUUAAAAGAUAGCAAAUGGUGAUAGCCCCUUUAAUUUCAACUGGAAGUGGAGCAGGCCACUGCUUGAUCGGAGUUACCAUCUGUAAACUCUAGGCAAGUUUAUGUACUCAUUGGCUUUGUUUCUUUUACCAGGUAUUGUGCAGCAUUGUAUGAUGGGCUCAAAAGUUGUCCUCAAGAGCGGCAUGUCCAUGUACUUUGUGAUACUGACUAUAUUGCACAUCUUAUUGGACGGGCAGAGCCAGAGCUCGCUGGAGGGUAAGUCAGCCACUUCAGCUUUGAGUUGAAUGUUCCUCCUCAUGUUCUCUUACAUCUAUUUUUCCGCUUCAUGGUUCGCGAAAAAAAAUUGAAUUCCAGCUUGUCUGGGACCAUUUCUUACUCUUGUUAGUUAAUGAUUUUGUUAGAGAAUGACUUGCUUGGACCCUUGGGCAUUGGAUGAGUAAGCUUUGAAAGUUACUUGUCCAGCAAGGACAUCUACUCAACCCUCCAGGUUAAAGCUUUUACUCAGUCGCCAUUUGGUACCCAACUCUUUUGGUCUAGGGAGAUUUUUUUGCGAAUCAAGUCGCCAGCGUCAAAAUUUUAGUCGCCAUGGCAACCAAAAUGGUGGCAACUUGGAGGGUUGCUACUUGUCGCGGAUUACCAAACAGGGCUUAUUUUGAGCCCAGUCCUUCCCCACUUACUUUUGAGUAACUGCCGUGCAGCCCAAGGACUUCACACAAGGUGCAGAACAACUUAAAGUGGUGGUAUGGAAAUGAAAAUUGUCAAACUGUCUUCCAUUGGUUACUGCACAAACAAUUUUUUUUUUGUUUUAAACUGAGUUUGCCCAGUCAACAAUCUUAUUCAUUGAGAGGAGGAUAUUGAAUCAGUGUCCCUCUCUCAAUGAAUAAGAUUUUUGACAGGGCAAUUUGAAGAAGCCACGAUAGUCUAGUAAUAGUUUGCUGUAAUAAAAAUAAAUUGCAAAAAAGCAGGUCCACGCACCAUUCUUAUUUGGAUUAGUGAUGCGGACCACCACUGUCUUUUAAUACAUUGCCUAACCGGCAUUGCUUUUAUUUCAGAAGAAGAGAAAGACAUGCUAAGACAUUGGACAUUGCCCAGGAAGAGGUAUGACUAAAAAGUUGUUUUAGGUCUGACUCCAUCAAACAAAGUCUGAAGUGCUCAGUUAUGAGCACUUGACUUGUAGUCUAUACUUUAUGCUUUCAUAAAACUGCUCACGAUAAACGGUGUUUUGAUAAAAGCGUUUGGCAAACCGAAAAUGAAUUAGAACGCGGUUUUGUUAAACAGUGGCUAAACUUCGUUUAAAUAACCUUCCGUAUGGGUCCUGUGAGCAGAAUUGAUCUUGGUAAAAAUUAUUUUGUCUCCUUCUUUGAAGGUGUUGACGUGUCUUGGCAUUCACCUUUGGGAAAGACUUCACAGGCUUUGGCAGAAACUUAGGGCUGAGGAACAAACUUGGCAAAUGCUCUUUUAUCUGGGGAUUGAUGCACUAAGAAAAAGUUUUGAGGUAAGUCAGCUAAACACCUGUAAGUAACAGCUCACGUUUCAGGAGUGAAAGACUGUAACUGCUAUGAUUUUAAUGAAAUUGUACAUAGUUGCUCUGGCGUUUUUCACGCGCUUUUUCUCAAAAGAAUUCAAUUAAAUAAACAAACAUGACAAUAUUGAUAACCCCAGAUUGGCAGGAAGCAAACCAGUCAGGCUGCAUGGCCGAUGCGUUGAGUCGGUGCCUGGUCGUUUCACUGCUAAGUCGUUUCGCUUCAAGUCGUUUCGCUGCAUCAUGAAAACGAAAAGACUCUGCUGUGAAACGACUUGUAGCAAAAUGUCUUUGUAGCUAAACGACCAGUAGGCGUUGAAACAGCACCAUCUAGUGGUCAGAGCGGGACUCAAAACUGGGGCCUCCACGUUACGUCGUGUUAACUACUUGGUACCACGUCUUGGUACCCGCCUUCUCUGAAAGCGGUCAUUUUGAUGCGAACUCAAGCAAUGAAAUUGCACAAAAAUUUUGAUUACUCAAAGUAUAGUUCGCGCCUGAACAAAAUAAACAUAUGAGGUGAACAUUCCUCCUUUUUUAGGCCAAGUACAUGAAACUAUUUACACCUCGACUGAAUCAACGUUUAGCGAAACGACUUUGUAUCGAAAUGACCGGUAAGCGCCUCCUCCCCCCUGUUAGAAUGCAAGUCAUUUGCUCACCACUAUGUUUAUCUUAACAGGUUGCUGUUGAAGAAAAGCAAGGAAUUUCACGGCUAGAACAAGUCGUAGAAGAGAUUUCUGAGGCUGAAAGAGCAAAGGAACUGAAACGAGAGCAGAAACGGUUAAAAAAGAAAGCAAAGCGGAAGGGGAAAUGUAAAUGUCAUUCACAAAUAACUCUGUCAACAAAUAAUGAACUGAAAGAGGAAGAAUCUGCAAAGGAAGAAGUUUGUGUGAUUGAGAGAGUUGAAGAGACAGAGGAAUUAAAUGGUCAUAGAGACAGCUGUGAAGAUGAUGAAGAUGAUGUUGAUAGCGGUGAAUCACCUUGUAGCUGUGAAGAUUUGAGUAAUUGUGAGCAAAGCAAGUCAAAGAGAAAUGGUUACAGGAAUGGUGACUGCGGGUGAGUGUCUCAUUGGGGAACUGUUGUCCUUUAGGAUGUAAUUUGUGAUGAUCUUGUCACCCUUUGGCUUUAAUAGCUCGUGCGUUUUUCAAAUUUGGUCGUCGGGGUUUUCCCUCGACUAGGUUUUAUAUUAACGUACGCAGCGGCCGUGCAACAAGAAAGGGGUAACGAUAAAUUUAUACCCAUGAAAACUCGACGGGCGCCCAAAUUUACACCCGAAUGAGUACUUCAGCUUGUUUUUAAUCUUGAGCAGACGCAGUUGCCAUAUUUGGAGAACAUGGUAUAAUGGCUCAUAUACAAUGAUGGCUAAGCCAAUCAGAGCUCUAGAAUUGCAUUAUCCAAUGAUUCAGUUUUUAAUAAUAUUAUUUAGCCUCCGUGCAGUCUAAAGGAGUCUCCUUCUUGUAGCCUACUGUAAUUUAGGUGUUUUUCAUAAUCAAGAGAAGAUGUCAUAACGUCUGUGUUUGUCGGUCCCCAUAGAUAUGUGGCAGAGCUCAAUAAAUGGUCUGGAGGACUUCAUCAGGGUAGUCAUACGAUAGAUCCUUGUGAAAUAGGGGCUGAAGAUGAAGAUACAUGCUCUGAUUGUCAGUUAUCUGGGAGCCCCAGCAGUGGAGGAUCCCCUCAAUGCAGUAAUGGGAAAAGCAGAAGAAAGAAGGGCAAGAAUAAAGAGAAGAAGGUUAGAAAUUAUUUGAGUCAUUUUUCAGUUACUAACAAAACCUAAACAAGUGAGCAUGUACGCUUCCUCUCUGAAAAGGGUUACCAAGUCUAUUACGACAGUGCCACACAUCUUGGAAGUACUGGAAGGGUUAAGGUCGGUACACACAAAUCGCUUCGUGUGUACUGGAGAAUUUUGUGAAAAUCUUUGUCGCUGCAACAGAAUUUUGUGGCCGCAAAUUUUUUUGCGACUUGUUGCAGCGAAAAAAUUCUGUUGCGGAGACAGAGAUUUUCACAAAAAUUCUCCACCACACACGAAGCGAUUUGUCGCUGCGACGUGUCGCCGCGACAUGUCGCCGCGACGUGUAGCUGCAACUUGUCGCCUAGUGUGUACCGACCUUUAAGAGCGGCCCUUAUUUCAAACAAACAAACAAACAUUUUUUUAAUUUCAAGCCAACUGUUUAAGAGGACAUGUACUGUCGCAAAAUGUACUGUAGUUAUCACAUGUAGCCCAAGCUCGAAAUAUGAGCAUUGGCGAACAUCGGCAUUUUUGCGUAACAUUGAUUUCGAAAUAUAAGGAUUUGUAUGGGAAAAAAACAUAUCGUUUCCGUAACCUACGAAAAUGAAAGGAUUCCAAUAAAAAACCCAGCUUACCUUACAUAAAAUGUGUGUUACGUCUCUCCUGGGUGGUCCACCACACUGGAGAGACGUAACACACAUUUUAUGUAAGGUAAGCUGUUUUUUAUUGAAAUUCUUUCAUUUACGUAGGUUACGGAAACGAUAGGUUUUAUUUUCCAUACAAAUCCUUAUAUUUUGGAUGUUGUGCAACAAUGUCGAUGUUCGCCGAUGCUUAUAUUUGGAGCAUGGGCUACCUGUGUAGGUAUUGGCAUUGAUUGUUUAUUUGUUUAUUUGGAUAUGGGGGCUAGGAUAAGCACUGGUGUGAGAGAUAACUGUGUAGCUAAUUUGUAAUCGAACGACAUCGCUUGCUUCUUUGUAGCAAAAUUCUCCAACUCACGAGAAACAAGAGAAACCUUCAGAGCGUAUUGAUGAUGAGGAAAAACGGCUGUUGAAAUUAAUGGGGUGGCAAGAUGGUGGAACAGGGUCACCGGUAAGCGAUCGUUGUGACCGAUAGUUAAGUAGUUUCUGAGUAAUUUUAAACGACUACGUCCGUCAAGCGAAACGCGUGUGAGGGAAAAAUAACCACGCGCGCGUCUGGUGCGCGAGCCUGGAGAGGAGGCGAAUGACGCAGGCGUAUUGAUAAUUCUGGCUGUCGUCCCUCUCCGCCGAAAAUGUAUCAAAUAAGCCUGUGUUUGCAGGCCACGAAAGGCGUGAAAAGAGAGUUCGUCUUUUUACAAAUGUCUCUUAAGCGUUAUGUCAAAAGUCACAAACAACAGUAAUGAGCUUUGAAAAACUGUUAUGCUAACAUGUUUUCGAAAACCGCUAUUGGAAACCCGUUUUAAUCCGUUCAAAUUUUUCCAUUGGUACCUUCUUGUUAAUACAGUAUGCUUUGUUAUUUAUACCUUCUUUCAUAAUUGUGAGCAGUUAUUUUUAUGUUUCACCUAAUUUGGUGGUAGUUCUAGACGACGAGUAGUGCCCCAUUUUUCCUCAGGGAUAGAAAAGCGCGCUAAACGCGAGCGCGCGUGAAAAUCACCCCACACGAGAAAGGCGAGACGCAGUGGGGAGAGAGAAAAAUGAGGGCCUACAUACAAAGCCCAAGCUUUUGACCCUUCACGGCCGACCGAUUUUGGAUUGUGAAGUUCGAAUUCCCUUCCAAAUCAAUAAAGCGCAUCCAAUGGGAUUACUUCCCUUAUUGAGCUGUUAUUGCUCUUGUCAUCGGUAAACUGCGGGGGAUAUUUAUUGCAAGCAAAAGAAAACCCAGACACUAAUUUUAAUUUUUCUCUCUCCCCACCGCGUCUCGCCUUUCUCGCGUGGGGUGAUUUUUACGAGCGCUUUACUAUCCCUGAGGAAAAAUGGGGGACUACUCGUAGUCUAUGGUAGUUCCCAUUGUUUGAAUAUCGAUACAUUUCGUGACACAGCUCCUUUAAGGUCUCCUUCCGACCUGACCAUAGGUUUCAUUUGAUUUCUAGAGGAGUACACGGUAGACUCUGUUACAUGACAGGUUGUUUGUACACCGGCCAUUUGUAACAAUAGUUGUUACAAUUGCCCACUGGGUCCCGGAAUGUUUCUUUGUGAACUUACACAUCGAAGAAACGAGACGUAAGCAGAUCACAAGGGCAACAGCCAAGUUAUAUUUAGGCUGCAAAGCAGGCGUAUGUUACGGAGCGAAUGAUUUGACGUUGAACUGACAAAGUUGGAGCCAGUCAAAAAAACACUCUAAGGGAGAGUUUAGUUGCUUUUAUGAUGGCAGCCGCGAUCAACGUGCCUUUAGGUCGCGCUUUUGUUUAAAAAAAAACGCCUGCUCUGUAGGCUAAGUUAUGUUUUCUGCAAAAACAAGUGAUUAACUUCAUUUUUGUUCAUGUCUUUUGUCAGGGCUAUGUCUCGUCCGAGGAAGACCUUUGUAUAUCAGAGCAAGAAAUUCUCCGGUUCAAGGCCAAUCACUCGUCUGUCUCUCAACAGCGACGCAAACUUCGAGAGAAACUGCGACAGCAGUUUAAUAAUAUGACGCUUAAAAACGGCUUGAAUGUAGGCUUUGUUCACUGAGAUAUUAGUAUCACUGUGUAGGGGAAGUGACUGGGGUGGGGGAGUGUACAAAUGGAGUGUCGGUGGAUAGCUUUUUCAAUUUAUUUUUAAGCACGAAGCAUAUUCCACUCUUACGCACUGUUUUUGAGGUCACGGGGUUUUUAUAUAGUGAGCAAGAGGAGUUGUUUGGAAUCGUUCUUUUUACUGAGUCAUAGACCUAAUUAUAUCAUUUUUAACGCAGUCAGAGAAAAAUGGUAAAAGGAAAAAUGAAUGAAGUAAAAAGCCAGGGGUGCAUGCUACAUCCGUCGCAUAGGGUGCAUGCUGCAUCCGUCGCAUUUUUCCUUCAUUUUUUUAUGACAACAUUAUUGCGGUAAGGUGAAUAUAACUGACGCGGAUAAUUGCACAGUACGUCAACUCUAGGAGUGAAAAACUCUCGUUACGUUUAUCGAUAUUUGUUAUUAAACGUGACGUGAGUUUCCAUACACACACCUCUUGUUGCCUUAAGCCUGAUUUCCUUAAAAUCUCCCAGAUCGCCUCAAUGGCGUCAGUCGUCUCAAAAUGUCUGAAAAUGUGUGCAGACGAUCGGGUAAACAUCCUAUACUCUUGUCGACCAUAGAAAUAACGUCACAAUGUUCAAAAUCAAGUGGAACCACGAGCUGCAUGCUAUGCGGGACGAUCUUGAUUGAAGUAUCAUAUAUGUUAAUAUAUCGGCUGAUUUCGUUUGGAUUAUUUCGAUCGAUCCAGGCACAAUCAUUCCACUAGGCGAUCGACACGAUUGCGGACGAUGAUGUGGUAAUAAGGCUAUAGUUGACGUCGCUCCACGCGUCUGGUUCGUUUUGUAAAAAACCAUGUUUUGUCUUAACAAGUGUGACUAACGGAGUCCUCUAAAAGAAUUGUAGAGUGCUACCCUCCUUUGCGCGAUUGCUUGCAUUCAUGUGGAAUGUGGCCUCAUUUAUGUGAAAUUUAAUAGGCAGGUACAAUGUCACAGUUUUAUUUGAUGUUACAUGAAAUACAUCGUGAUCGUCAGUUUGCCUCAAAUCCUGAAAUAAAAUGGAACUCAUGUCUUG